AGCCGGAGCAGCACGCGGGAGCGCGGCCCCGCAGCGGGCCGGCCGAGAGAGCGGCGCCGAGACGCGGCCGCGAGCGAGGACCCCGGCGUCCAGCGCGACUCGGCCCCCACCCCCGGCCCCCACGAGGACCCCGGCCGCGGAGCGCGGCCUCGCCCGCCUCGUCCGCCCCGGCCGCCGGGCCGCGGGCAUGGACGGCGCCCGCUCGCCCUAGAUGGACGGCGAUGGCGGCCGCCGGGACGGGCCCCGCGCGCUGACGGAGGCCGGGCGCGGCGCGGGGCCCGCGGGCAUGGCGGAGCCGGCGGCGGGGCCGAGGGCGCGGGCGGCGCGGCCCGGGCCCCAGCGCUUCCUGCGGCGCAGCGUGGUGGAGUCGGACCAGGAGGAGCCGCCGGGCCUGGAGGCGGCCGAGGCGCCGGGCGCGCAGCCCCCGCAGCCGCUGCAGCGCCGGGUGCUGCUGCUCUGCAAGACGCGCCGCCUCAUCGCCGAGCGCGCCCGCGGCCGCCCCGCCGCCCCUGCGGCCCCCGCCGCCGCCCCGCCGCCCGGCAGCCCCGCCGCCCCCGGCCCCGAGCCUGCGGGCGCGCAGGAGCCCGGCCCCGACCCCGCGGCCCCCGGAGACCCCCGCGAGGACGAGGCGGCGGCGGCGGCGGCGGCGCCCGAGGCGAGGCCCGAGCCGGGGCGCGCCCGCCGGGGGGAGCCCGAGGAGGAGGAGGACGACGAGGACCUCAAGGCCGUGGCCACCUCCCUGGACGGCCGCUUCCUCAAGUUCGACAUCGAGCUGGGCCGCGGCUCGUUCAAGACGGUCUACAAGGGGCUGGACACGGAGACCUGGGUGGAGGUGGCCUGGUGCGAGCUGCAGGACCGGAAGCUCACCAAGCUGGAGAGGCAGCGGUUCAAAGAGGAGGCCGAGAUGCUCAAGGGCCUGCAGCACCCCAACAUCGUGCGCUUCUAUGACUUCUGGGAGUCCAGCGCCAGGGGGAAGAGGUGCAUCGUGCUGGUGACCGAGCUGAUGACCUCGGGGACGCUGAAGACGUACCUGAAGCGGUUUAAGGUGAUGAAGCCCAAGGUGCUGCGCAGCUGGUGCCGGCAGAUCCUCAAGGGGCUGCUCUUCCUGCACACCCGGACGCCCCCCAUCAUCCACCGCGAUCUCAAGUGUGACAACAUCUUCAUCACGGGGCCCACCGGCUCUGUGAAGAUCGGUGACUUGGGCCUGGCCACUCUCAAGAGGGCGUCCUUCGCCAAGAGUGUGAUUGGUACCCCAGAGUUCAUGGCACCUGAGAUGUACGAGGAGCAUUACGACGAGUCUGUGGACGUCUACGCCUUUGGGAUGUGCAUGCUGGAGAUGGCCACCUCGGAGUACCCCUACUCCGAGUGCCAGAAUGCCGCCCAGAUCUACCGGAAGGUCACCUGUGGCAUCAAGCCUGCCAGCUUUGAGAAGGUGCACGAUCCCGAAAUCAAGGAGAUUAUCGGGGAGUGCAUCUGCAAAAACAAGGAGGAGAGGUACGAGAUCAAGGACCUGCUGAGCCAAGCCUUCUUCGCAGAGGACACGGGUGUGAGGGUGGAGCUGGCUGAGGAGGACCACGGCAGGAAGUCUACCAUCGCCCUGCGCCUCUGGGUUGAGGACCCCAAGAAACUGAAGGGCAAGCCCAAGGACAAUGGGGCCAUAGAGUUCACCUUUGACCUGGAGAAGGAGACGCCGGACGGUGUGGCACAGGAGAUGAUCGAGUCGGGAUUCUUUCAUGAGAGCGAUGUGAAGAUUGUGGCCAAGUCUAUCCGUGACCGCGUAGCGUUGAUCCUGUGGCGGCGAGAGAGGAUCUGGCCGGCGCUGCAGCCCCCGGAGCAGCGGGACCCAGGCAGCCCCGACAAGGCCAAGGGCCCGCCCGCACCCCUGCAGGUCCAGGUGACCUACCACGCGCAGGGCGGGCCGCCGGAGCCCGAGGAGCCCGAGGCAGACCAGCACCUCCUGCCUGCCGCGCUGCCGGCCAGCGCCACCUCCCUGGCCUCGGACAGCACGUUUGACAGCGGCCAGGGCUCCACGGUGUACUCGGACUCGCAGAGCAGCCAGCAGAGCGUGGUGCUGGGCUCGCUGGCGGACACGGCGCCGCCCCCGGCCCAGUGCGUGUGCAGCCCCCCUGUGAGCGCGAGCGACGGGCCCGUCCUGCCGUACAGCUUGGCCUCGGUGGGGCCCUACCAGCAGCCGGCCGUGCCUGGCCUGCCGGGGAGCUCCAUCCCGCCCCCGGCCCACCCCCCGCUCCCGCAGCAGCAUUUCCCGGAGCCGGCCAUAAGUUUUGCCCCCGUGCCGACUGGCCCAGGCCAGCCUGUGCCCGCUGGCCAGCAGCCUCCUCCACUGGCCCAGCCAACGCCCUUGCCCCCGGUCUUGGCCCCACCGCCCAUGGGCCCCCUCCAGCCGGUCCCCCCCCACCUGCCGUCCUACCUAGCUCCGACUUCCCAGGUGGUGGCCCCCGCUCAGCUGAAGCCCCUCCAAAUGCCGCCAGCGCCUCUGCAGCCUCUGCCUCAGGUGCCUGCUCAGGUGCCUCCGCUUGCUGUUGGGCCGCCCGUCGCGCCCCUGGCCUCCACGGACAGCCUCCCCGCAGCUCUGCCUGACCUGCCGGCCGCCACUGGGCCCGCCGUCCCCGCCGUCCCCGCCGUCCCCGCCGUCCCCGCCGUCCCCGCCCCCUCUCAGUAUUUCUCUCCCGCCGUCAUCUUGCCAAGCCUGCCGCUCAGCGCCGCCGCUGCCCCCCUGCCCGCGUCGCCAGCCCUGCCCCUGCAGGCGGUCAAGCUGCCCCACCCCACCGGGGCGCCGCUGGCCGUGCCGUGUCGGACCAUUGUGCCAAACGUGGCGGCCACCGCCACCGCCAUCCCUCUGCUGGCCGUGGCCCCACAGGGUGUGGCCACCCUGUCCAUUCACCCUGCCGCCGUGGCUCAGCUCCCGGCCCAGCCUGUGUACCCAGCAGCCUUUCCGCAGAUGGUGCCCAGCGACGUCCCGCCUUCUCCCCUCCAUGCGGCACAGAACGUGCGGGCUGCCCCGUCCCAGCCGGCGCCCCCCACGCUGCCGCAGCCUCACCAGCCAAGCGUCGCGCGCCUUCCUGAGCAGGCAGCUCCGGCAGGUGGGGCAGGGAGCCAGAUCCUGCUUGGCCACCCACCUCCAUACGCUAUGGACGUCACCGCCCAGGUCCCCGCGGCACCCGUGCCAGCCGCCAUCCUCUCCCCACCUCUGCCCGAAGUGUUGCCACCUGCUGUCCCCGAGCUGCCUCAGCUCCCCAGCUCCCUGGCCCCUGCGGUGCUGGCAGCCUCUCAGAACUUGCCUGUCCAGACCGCCCCGCUCCUGCCGCCUGCUACCCACCCACCACCGCCCACCGGGCCCGGGAUCGCCAGCCCCUGCCCGGCCGUGCAGCUGACAGUGGAGCCGGCCCCGGAGGAGCAGGCCUCUCAGGACAAGCAGCCUGGCGCCCCGCAGAGCUGCGACAGCUACGGAGGCUCCGACGUUCCCUCUGGAAGAGAGAUGAGUGACAGCUGUGAGGGUGCAUUUGGCAGCGGAAGGCUGGAGGGCAGAGCCGCCCGGAAACAUCACCGCAGAUCCACGCGGGCGCGCUCCCGCCAGGAGAGAGCCAGCCGCCCCCGGCUCACCAUCCUGAACGUGUGCAACACGGGCGACAAGAUGGUGGAGUGCCAGCUGGAGACGCACAACCACAAGAUGGUGACGUUCAAGUUUGACCUGGACGGGGACGCACCUGACGAGAUUGCCACCUAUAUGGUGGAGCACGACUUCAUCCUGCAGGCUGAGCGAGAGACGUUCAUCGAGCAGAUGAAGGAUGUCAUGGACAAGGCGGAGGACAUGCUCAGUGAGGACGCGGACGUCGACCGAGGCUCCGACCCUGGGGCAAGCCCGCCGCGCCUCGGCACCUGCGGCCUGGGCACUGGGGAGGAGAGUCGCCAGCCCCAGGCCAACGCCCCGGUGUAUCAGCAGAACGUUCUGCACACGGGCAAGAGGUGGUUUAUCAUCUGUCCGGUGGCUGAGCACCCGGCGGCCGAGGCCCCUGAGCCUUCCCCCCCACUUCCUCUGAUGUCCGUGCAGCCGGACGCCAGCCAAGACACCGCACCCUGUAAAGACCAGCUGUCCUUAAAGGAAAAGUCCGGCUUCCCAGCCAGUCCACAGCAUCUGAGCCAAGCAGGCCCCAGGGACGCCCCUGGUGGUGCACCAGCCCCUUUGCCGCCAUCUUCCCCUCCCAUGACUGCUCCGCCCCAGGACGUGGCCGCAGCCGCCAGCCCCAAGCCAGAGCCCACAGUGGGGACUGCUGUGCCGGCGGGGGGCCCAGGGACCUCUCAGGGGAUGGCCAGUGAGCACAAGACCCCCCAGCCACUGGCAGAGACUCAAGACACCCAGCUUUCUGCACAGCCCCUGGGUGCCGGCGGGGGGCCUUGUGCCCCACCUCGGGAGGCCCCCCGCUACCCCUCAGGUUUGAGAGAGCCCACCUCAGCCAGGGAGGCUGCAGCCCAGGGUGAGCCCUCGCGGGCUCCGGCCCCUGCACCCAGCGCCCCCAGUGGGACCCCUCAGCCUACCAUGGGGCAGUCCCUACCCCCGUUGCCCCCUGCGGUGGGGGCCAUCAGCCUGGCCACCCCCCAGCUCCCCAGCCCCCCACUGGGACCCACCGCGGCCCCCCAGCCACCCUCGGCCUUGGAGUCAGAUGGGGAGGGCCCCCCCCCCCGGGUGGGCUUUGUGGACAGCACCAUCAAGAGCCUAGAUGAGAAGCUUCGAACUCUGCUCUACCAGGAGCACGUGCCCACCUCCUCAGCCUCGGCCGGGACCCCUGUGGAGGCGGGGGACCAACACUUGACCCUGGAGUCCCAGCCUGUGCUGGGAAAGUCCGAAACAGCCCCCGGGCUGGGGGCCACACUGGAGCAGGCUGGGUCCUCGCCAAUGACAGCAGAGUCGUCUUUGAGCCAAGAGAUAGCCUCAGGUUUGCCCACGGCACCAAGUGCCCCCCAGGAUGCCCCCGCUUCUGCCUUCCCUGCACUCCUGGAGCCCGCAGACCGGAGCAGUGGGGUCCCGGGGGAACCCCCGGCCAAGCCCACACUGGGGACACUGACGGAGGCCAGCCAGGCCAGCCACCUGCAGACGCAGGGCACUCUGGCCUCCGGGUCCCCCCAGAAGCGUCCAGGGCAGCAGGAGGGCAGCUCACCAGCCACAACCGUGGGCCGGUUCUCGGUGGUCAGCACGCAGGACGAGUGGACCCUGGGCCCCCCCCACAGCCUGCGGUACUCGGCGCCGCCGGACGUGUACCUGGAGGAGGCCCCCCACAGCCCCGACGUGAAGCUGGCCGUGCGGCGGGCGCAGACGGCCUCCUCCAUUGAGGUCGGCGUGGGCGAGCCGGUGUCCAGCGACUCUGGGGACGAGUGUCCGCGCAGGCGGCCCCCGGUGCAGAAGCACGCCUCCCUGCCCAGCGGUGGCGGCGUGGCCAGCGACUUCGUGAAGAAGGCCACCGCCUUCCUGCACAGGUCUUCACGGGCCGGCUCUCCGGGCCCGGAGACGCCCGGCAGGGUGGGUGUGAAGGUGCCCACCAUCAGCGUCACCUCCUUCCACUCCCAGUCGUCCUACAUCAGCAGCGACAACGACUCGGAGAUCGAGGACGCCGACAUCAGGAAGGAGCUGCAGAGUCUGCGGGAGAAGCACCUGAGGGAGAUCUCGGAGCUGCAGAGCCAGCAGAAGCAGGAGAUCGAGGCCCUGUACCGCCGUCUGGGCAAGCCCCUGCCCCCCAGCCUGGGCCUCUUCCACACGGCCCCUCCUGCGGGCCGCAGGAGGAAGAGCAGGAGCAAGCUGAAGGCGGGGAAGCUGCUCAACCCGCUGGUGCAGCAGCUCAAGGUCGUGGCCUCCAGCACAGGUCACUUGUCAGACUGCAGCAGAGCCCCUCCUGCUAAGGACCCUGCCCAAGCCAGGGCGGGGCCCGAAGCGGCUUCAGACCCGUGCGGGAAGGCAGUGCAGACCCAGCAGCCGUGCUCCGUGCGGGCCUCCCUGUCCGCAGACAUCUGCGCCGGCUUAGCCGCUGACGGAGGCGGAGCGCGCGGCCCAGGCUGGCCGGUUUACCACCCAACGUCUGAGAGACUGACCUAUAAGUCUAGUAGCAAACCUCGCGCUCGAUUCCUCAGUGGACCCGUGUCUGUGUCCAUCUGGUCUGCCUUGAAGCGUCUCUGUCUAGGCAAAGAGCACAGCAGUCGGUCCUCCACCAGCAGCCUGGUCCCGGGCCCUGAGCCGGGCCCCCAGCCCACCUUACACGCCCAGGCACAGGCGAACAACAGCAACAACAAGAGAGGCACCUUCACGGAUGACCUGCACAAGCUGGUGGACGAGUGGACGAGCAAGACGGUAGGGGCCACCCCGCUGAAGCCCUCGCUCAACCAGCUGAAGCAGACUCAGAGGCUGCACGGCAUGGAGGCCCCAGCGGGCUGGUCCCCGGCCACUGGCGAGGCACGGGCUAUGAACGCCUCUCGUGGAGCAGCGGGGACACCAUGUCUGGCCCCAGCGCCCAGCCCUCUAGCCACCGCGGCCAUUCCUGGAACCACCCCGGGCCUGCCCAUGCCAGUCCCUUGGUGGAGAAUCUCAUGCGCCUGGUUCCUGGGGGUGGUGGAAGCUACCUUUCUCCUGUGCACCCCCCUCUUCACUGCUGCACCAGAGAUUCUGAGAGUGAGAAGCCCGACUGAGCCCAGGCAGGCCAGCCCGACCCCGACGCCAGGCCCUGUGUCGUCACACGUGGAGAAGGCGAGUUCGCACCUCGUGUCCAGUUCACGCUGUUUUGUAACCACUUUCUAAGCAUUUUUUAUUCACAACUGGAAACACAAAUGUAAUGCAAGAAUAAAGAAUAUUUUGGGGGAAAA
Molecule: messenger RNA, 6864 nt
Organism: Hyaena hyaena (striped hyena)
Lineage: Eukaryota; Metazoa; Chordata; Mammalia; Carnivora; Hyaenidae
Gene: WNK2
Product: WNK lysine deficient protein kinase 2
Exons: 31
Coding region: 212-6799 (2195 amino acids)
Biological process (GO): positive regulation of sodium ion transmembrane transporter activity; intracellular signal transduction; negative regulation of sodium ion transport
Cellular component (GO): cytosol; cytoplasm
Molecular function (GO): protein serine/threonine kinase activity; chloride channel inhibitor activity; ATP binding
Source: RefSeq, a predicted model, not a curated record